Oncorhynchus kisutch (coho salmon) is the source of this 3772-nucleotide messenger RNA. RefSeq lists its product as uncharacterized. The transcript has 5 exons. Bases 86 to 3763 code for a protein of 1225 amino acids. The record is from RefSeq and is a predicted model, not a curated record. Lineage: Eukaryota; Metazoa; Chordata; Actinopteri; Salmoniformes; Salmonidae.
UUAGAAAAAGGGUAUAUAUAUAUUUUUUCCUUGUACACUGUCUGUCAUCUUCACAAAACAUAUUUUGAUAUCAAACAUCUUAGAAAUGAUGUCACUUAUGUUGUUUCUUUACUUUUCUCUUCCUAAGAACAUGACCAUAGAUGACCUGCAGGAACGGUCAUUGGAGUCCAUUGACUGGGUGGUCAUUGUAGUUAAUGAGGUGGUUCUCCCGGCCAUAGCCUUGUACCAGAAGUCCAUAGACGACUUCUGCAUUGGGCAAGAUGAACGACCCCUCUCAUCAGUGUGCCUUGGGGAAUCUGUUACCUCUGGUAACACCAGCACUAGCCAGGGAUGUGCAGAUACGGAUAUUGUAUGUUUCACUCCUAGGUUCAGGAGGGGAAGCCCAGGGUUGCCUCCCCCCUCCUCCCAGGGGUCAGGUAAAAAACGGAUCCGGGGGGUUCUUAGGAUAAUUGCUAAAAAGUUCCACCUGCUGCUGAAGCUUAACUUGGAGCCUAGGUGUAGGCUUAUGGGCCGGCAUCUCCCAACGCUCCCCUCAGACAUGGAGGAUGAGCUCCAGAAUAGGGCAGCUAUGACUGUGGCUGUGAUUCUGCACAAUGUCCAGCUCUUCAUGGAGAGUGAUGAAGCUGGACCAUCCUCCCCUGGGGCUUUGUCCCUUCAAGGCCUUUACACCUCUGUCACUGAUUACUUGGUGUCCAGAAUGUCUAUGAUAUCCUCCAUGAUGUUCUGGAGCGCGUGUAGGAAAGCCAAGGAGAAGCUCCACGUUCUAACAUCAGGCAGUGACUGCAGAAUUUCUGGAGCAUCAAGGUACAACAUAUCAGAGUUGGCAGUCAACGUUUGUCGAGAGAUAAAGGAUGCAGCAAGCAAGGAUCUUCCCUUCUCUGGUGCUGUAAAUAGCUUCCCAGAGGAGAGAAUGGCAACCACGAAGAUGGGAGGUCUCAUAUUUGAGAGAGUUGAAGUCCCUGAUGCUCUUCCAAGCUUCACGCCAUCUCAAGGACGGACAGAGCAGGGAUGGAUGGUUGAGCACAUUGGCUCAGCCCUAAGUGAGGACACCUUGGACAACAUCACAAGCACUCCUUUGUUCCAGAACAUGGACUACAGCCCAGCUACCACGCCCUCAGAGGGAAGGGCCUCAACCCUGCACACUCUACAGGACACCAUAACUCUGACAGUCAUGGACCAUGCCCUCUUCACAUCUGGAUUGGCGAGCCAAAGUGAGUUCCUCUCCAAAGAGAAGGAACUGGAGCUGGUCAGGGUGGUCAUUGGAAUUCUCAUUGACCAGACUGGUGCCCUUCACUGGGAUAAGACCUGCAUCUCUGCUGAGUCGUUGGUUGACAAAGUGAUAGUGGCCUGUAACAUUGUCAUGGUUAUCCUAAGAAAUUACUAUACAGCCCACGACACAAUUAUUAAAGAGGAUGAGGGCAUGCAGGAGCUCCUGGACCCCAACAUCGAUGGCUACCCCCUGCUGGUACAGUGCCUGAGCCACACCUUAGUGGGAGAUGUGGCCUGUGAGCUGGAGGUCAUGAGGGCUCAGCCUCAGGUCAUCCCAAUCUGGUCCACUAUUAUUGAAGCAGAGCUGGGGAGGGCUAAGGGAAGGGACUCCCAUGAAGCCUUCAGUGAGGAGUCCCUCCCUAUCAUCACGCAGAGGCCUGUGGAGGUGCAGCAGGCCAGCAGCCCUGCUAAGAAAAUGGACGAUACCCAGCCUCCCAUCAGUCCCAUUUUAGCCAGGUCUGAGCUUGACAGUAACAGCAGUGGCAGAAGAAGCCAGAACUUAGACAGAGAUGCAGGCGUUACAGCCGAUAACAUCUUUGAUGUCAUUGUCAGGCUGGUCUAUGCUGACAGUAUCAGUGCAGAUGAUUGCGGGUUGUACAAUCCUGCAGCUAUGCUCCUGGGACAGAUCCUGGCCUCAAGUAGGCUUUGUAACAGGAUAUUCCGGGGUAAGAUCCAUUUAUUUUCUAAAGAGAUGAUCUGCCGGGUGUACCAGUUGCUCCUGGACACCAAGAUGGGCCGGGAGACAGCAUACCGAAAAAGCGGGUCGGAGCCUGUUCUCAAAGAAAUGGCGGCCAACCCUAGGCUCUCCAAAAAGUUCUUCACGGACCUGAUCUAUUUUAUCAUAGAGCGGGCAAUGAAGAAUCUGGUGGAAAACUUAUUGGGCUUGCCACAUACCCCACCAGAAGAAGCACUACAGUUGAAUGACAACUUGGCAACCUCAUCCAGUGAUGAGUCACUGCAUAGCGACAACACCUGGUCGUGUGGGUUGUGGGGCACUCUGGUGAGGGAGAGCUCCCUGGACAUGGACUCCUCUAGCUCUUUAAACCAGGACCACUGGGAGGCAGUAGGGACCAUCUGCCAGGUCCUGAGCACCAGGGUGGAAGACAUCCUCCAGGAGACCUGCGACAACCCUAAAAAAUCCAGGGACAGCAUCCAGAAAGGAUUGGAUUCUGGGGCUACGGCCAAGGUCCCUGACGUGACCAAUGAGGAGGGCUGUGUAGGGAGUCCCACUCCAGUGGUGGACCAACCCUCACAUCAGCUAGAGAGGAUAUUCAGCCGCUCCCUACUGUCUGGGCCCUCCAGCUCAGCCAAGGCAGCAUUGGGAGCCCCUGCCCAAAAGGUGGAGGAAGUGAGAAUUGCUUCUCCAUAUAUCCGAGAGGCCAGGCAGGACAUGCUGGAGAAAGCUCCCUCCAUCCUGCAGGAAGAGAGCCUGGCUAAGGAGGACAUUCAGCUACGCUUGGCCCACGGGGUGACUUACAUCAACUCAGAGACCCUCAGAGACAUUGUGCAGGGGAUCAUGGGUCACCUGACAUUCAUGGAAUCACUCCCAGCUGGGAGUGUGAAGGCUCCUUUCCAGCUCCAGUCGAUGCUCUUCGACAACAUACGGCAUGUUCUGAAGUAUAUGGCUGGCAUUGUCGUUGUAUUCAGCCAACAGGAGAGCAUUCAGUUUAGGGGUGAUGAUGCAGUGGCCGCCAUUGUGGAGGCUUCUGCUGAUAGACUAUCACUAGGGGCAGAGGCAAACAGUGCCCAAAUGCACAAAAGUUGUGAGAUUGCCAUUCAAUGCAUGGCUGAGACCAUCGCAUGCAGCAUUUGUGAUCACGCUGAGCUCUGGAAGUGGGAGGCAAGGAGCUCUGGAAGUGGGAGGUAUACCCCCAGCCUCGAGGUAAGUGACAGCACUGUCUCUGAGGAGCUCCUAGACAAUAGGGAAGACCUGGAGGCUCCAGCAGAGAUGGCUGAAGAUGACACUGGCUCAGAGAAGACCAGUGUCAGAUCAGAGAUCUUUGAAGAUGAUGCUUGCUCAGAGAAAACCAGUGUCAGAUCAGAGGUCUUUAAAGACUACUGUGGUUUGGAGACAGACCACCACAUGGCCGACCAGUCACUGGAGACCAACCAGUGUCUACUCAGGGCUGGACAGAGUGCCUUCUCACAGAAGGUGAAUGAAGAGGCUGUGGAGACAGGACCCGAGACAACAGGACAGGGGAAAAACGAAAAGAAGAAAUCCUCUAAGAACAAAGGAGAAAUAGAGGGAAAGAAACCAUGUAAGAGAAAAGUGGCUCCCCUUGGCUCUGAUGGUGCAGUGGCUGUAGAUGAGAAAAGGAAGAAACCAUCUCUCCUCCAGCACAUCUGCAAUGCCUUUGCAAGGGUCUUUUGCUUCUCCCACAAGAAAAAUAGUAGAUUAUUUCCCUCUAAUGGAGUGAGAGCUGUGCCUGCACGACUUUUUAAGGCAGCACCUCAACUCCUGUUACCAGUCCCUCUGCUUACAGUCCUACAAUAAAACAUAUUU